This is a messenger RNA of Camellia sinensis, 2410 nucleotides long. The record is from RefSeq and is a predicted model, not a curated record. NCBI's taxonomy places the organism in Eukaryota, Viridiplantae, Streptophyta, Magnoliopsida, Ericales, Theaceae.
GAUUUUGUUUCUGCUGUUUAGGGUUUAUGUGUGUUAACCCAGUAGAUGAGCACCAGCCCUUCACGAUUCGGUUGGUUUUUAUUAUUCAAUUUUUACCAUUCACAUUGAACAUUGGUCGAUAAAUCUUUGUGUUUUGCUGAAUUUUUGGAACAACCCCUCAUUCUGGGGAUAGUUUUGCUUUGAAUUUUACUCAAUUUUGCAGAGUUUUUUGGGGGAUCAUUUCAAUUGAAAGGCACAGAAUUUUUUUGAUUCUUUGAUUUUCUGUUUGGGAGGUAUGAAAGGUAAGUUGUAAGGUCAUGUGUGUUUGGGGCCAAGUUGUGCUUUGUUUGCCCUUUUUGCCACCUAAACCCGUUUCUCUAGUGAAAUUCAAUGCUUAGCUACCUUGGUAUUUAGUUCACAAGCCAAGAAAAAAGUUAUGCACAACUGUGUAUGUGAAAUAAGAGUAGUGAUAUACAAAUAUAAAAAUCUAUGCUGAAAAGUUAUACUGAAUGAUUUGGCUGGGUUUUGAGCUAUCAUCUCAAAAGAAAGAACUCAUGGAGAUGUCUUUAAUUACCCAACAUAACACUGCCACGUCAUUAUGGUUACAAAAUCCUUGGAAUAAAUCUGUUCAUUUUACUUUUCAACAUUAGAGAUGAGUUUUGAUUUCCGUUGCAUUUGUAAUUAGCACAUUCAUAUAUUUGUGGGAUCAUUUUGGUUAUCAUAAAUUUUUUCCCUUGCCUGUUUUGUAAUUUCUUGACUGUAAUGUAAUAGAAACAAAUGGCUUUUAUGUAGCAUUUUUAACACCUCAUUUCCUUUACCUAUGAUAAUAUUAUAGUGGUUCUCUUAAUUAGGAUAACAAACAAAAAAUAAGUCAUAGAGCUCAAAAAAUGGAUUGGAAUACAAUAGGAAAGAAGCAAGUUUAAGAGUUAGAGUUUUGGAAUUUUUACCCAUGCAGUUGCUGAAAACUUGUUUGUUUAUUCCUGAUUUUUUUUUUUUUUUGAAUUUAUACUCUCUCUCUCUCUCUCUCUCUCUAUAUAUAUAUAUAUAAGUUUGUACUCUUCAUUUAUUCUUGCUUUGUGUUGUUAUACAGAAAUGGUGCUACAACAUACGAUUGGGUUCAGACAUUUUUUCUCUCAUCCGCUGAAAGAGCAAAAUUUUAAAGAUUCCCCUUAUUCUUCCAUUGCUGCUACCACUACUACUAUUCAGUUUAAUGGAAAACGGGGGAAAACUGGUGUGCUUUCCUCAAGGAUGGACAAUUCUACCCUGUCAAUGUCGUCACCAAACUUUCCAAAGCAGGCUGGUGGUUUCAGAUUAGGCAAAUUAAGAGCUUCUAGAAUAGCUGAAAGACUCAAUCCUGAUGAUGAUGGGGGGAAUAAGGAUGGAGAAGCAUCUAGUGGGAGAUGGGGAGGAUGAUGAUACUUUACUUAUGGAUGAGGAUACUUUACUUAUGGAUGAGGAAGAGAGGCAAGAAUGGAGGAGGAAGAUUAGAGAAGUGAUUGAUAUGAAUCCGGAUGUCAAAGAGGAGGUAGACCCUGUCGAGAGGAGGAAGAAGAUGCAGAAGCUUUUGGCUUAUUAUCCACUUGUUGUGGAGGAGGAUGAUCCUGAUUGGCCCGAAGAUUCUGAUGGGUGGGGUUUCAGCUUGGGUCAAUUCUUUGACAAGAUUACUAUUAAAAAUGUCAAGAAGGACGAUGAUGAUGAGAAUUAUGAUAGUGAAAAUGAAUUGGUGUGGCAAGAUGACGAUUACAUUCGUCCAAUCAAAGACAUCACCACUAGAGAAUGGGAAGAGACUGUAUUCAAGGACUUCAGUCCUUUGAUUGUCUUUGUGCAUAAUCGAUAUAGAAGACCACUGGAAAAUGAAAGGAUGCAGGAUGAAUUGGAGAAAGCUGUAAAUAUCGUAUGGAACUGUCGGCUACCAUCACCAAGAUGUGUUGCAAUAGAUGCUGUUGUUGAGCUUGAUUUAGUCUCUGCUCUACAAGUGCUCGUCUUCCCAGAGCUUAUCUUCACUAAAGCUGGAAAGAUCUUAUACUGUGAGAAAGUGAUUCGAACAGCAGAUGAGUUGUCAAAAAUAAUGGCAUUCUUUUAUUACGGAGCAGCCAAACCGCCUAGCUUGAAUACCAUUGGAAAGAGUAAAGAACAAAUUCCUACCAUUUCAAUCAACAGUGAACAUUGUCAGAAUAAAAGUCGUACAUAACUAUAUAUGUGUGUGUGUGUAUGCUAUGGUUUAGAGAAUGAGAGUUUCUGGGUUAGCGAUGCUGUGUUUACCAUGUUGUUCCCCAUUCAAAUCAGUGGACACCAUGAAAAUUUAGCUCAUAUGUAUAUUCUGGGGAAGAUUUAUAACUACAUUCAGCAAUUGUUUGUUAAUUUCAGUGUGAAAACAGAAAACUUUGUUGUUUAUGUGCAAGAUGAAUAUAGAUUUUUUUAUUUUAUUUUG